Panicum virgatum (switchgrass) is the source of this 646-nucleotide messenger RNA. Its product is annotated as lariat debranching enzyme-like. Gene Ontology annotation, molecular function: RNA lariat debranching enzyme activity. Lineage: Eukaryota; Viridiplantae; Streptophyta; Magnoliopsida; Poales; Poaceae. Gene Ontology annotation, biological process: mRNA splicing, via spliceosome. The transcript is spliced from 3 exons. The coding region runs from base 153 to 437 and encodes 94 amino acids. Gene Ontology annotation, cellular component: nucleus. The record is from RefSeq and is a predicted model, not a curated record.
AUCCCAAAAGGCCGAAAGCGCCGUCACGCGGACCCGCGACUUGUCCCCGCACCACACGACGCCCGUCGCUCCUGCCCCGGCGGCUACUCUCCCCCCACGGCGCUCCGCUCGCUGCUCGCCGGCUUCCUUCCGCCAGCUCCAGUCCGCUCGCGAUGAAGAUCGCGGUGGAGGGAUGCAUGCAUGGGGAGCUGGACAUCGUCUACGACACACUCCGCAGGCUCGAGGAGGCCGAGGGGAUCAAGAUUGACCUCCUCCUCUGCUGUGGCGACUUCCAGGCUGUUAGGAAUACAGAUGAUUUACGGUGUGUUAACGUCCCACUAAAGUAUCGUACCAUGAACUCAUUUUGGAAGUACUACUCAGGACAAGCAGUUGCUCCAUACCCAACCAUCUUUAUCGGUGGAAAUCAUGAAGCAUCCAAUUAUCUGUGGGAAUUGUGAGUCUUUGCAGUUUCUAUAACUUGCAGACCAAUCAGGAUAUCAGGUUGAGUUAGGUUCAAAAAAAAAAAGAUAUCAGGUUGAGGUCUAAAAGCUGUGUUGUGUGCAAGUGAAGAUGGAUUGAAACUUGAAAGGGAAAGAGCCUUUUGGGUUACUGUUUCUAAAAACAAAUUGAAAAUACAGUGCAAAUGAACAGUUCAAUGUGCGAUAUU